Messenger RNA from Gekko japonicus, 2734 nucleotides. RefSeq names its product adenylate cyclase type 5-like. NCBI's taxonomy places the organism in Eukaryota, Metazoa, Chordata, Lepidosauria, Squamata, Gekkonidae. The transcript has 14 exons. The record is from RefSeq and is a predicted model, not a curated record. Bases 23 to 2734 code for a protein of 903 amino acids. Gene Ontology annotation, biological process: cAMP biosynthetic process; intracellular signal transduction; adenylate cyclase-activating G protein-coupled receptor signaling pathway. Gene Ontology annotation, cellular component: plasma membrane. Gene Ontology annotation, molecular function: adenylate cyclase activity.
CCGUGCCUCUUCCGUGUAGGGCAUGAGAUGUGACUGGGAGGAUCAGGCUGUUCCCGGCCGGGCCUGGGGGAAUCGGAUGACUGAGACUGCUUUCCCUCCGGCUGCCUUUGUGGCUUGUCCCUCCUUCCCUCCCCUGGCCCCGCAGGGCAUGUCCCGCCCCAACAGCGUGAGCCCUCCGGGGUUUGGAGCCCCCACGGCGGUGGUGCCCAGAGGCGGGGGUGCAGAGCGGCACCGGUCUGCAUGGGGGGAAGCGGUGUCUCGGGCCAAUGGCUACUCCUACCCUCUUCCCACCAGGGCCUCCCUCAAGAAGUCUUCCCGUAUGGCCAGCCGGUGGCGGAGCCAGGAGGACUAUGAGCCGCCCGGCGGCAGGGGCCGGGGGGUAAGUGGCUGCAGGAUGACCAGCUUCAGGUCCAAGUCUGCCUGGCAGGACCACGGUGGGGACAAGAGCCAGUGCUCCCGCUGCGCCGGGGACCCCCCGCCGGCCACGAGCCCCAGGCGCUACGGCGGGGAGCAGGGGGAGGUGGGCCCGCGCUCUGUGGAGCUGGGCCUGGAGGAGAAGCGGAUCAGGGCCAAGAUCGAUGAGUUGGAGGAGGACGAAGAGCAACUGGACGAGGAAGGGCGCUCCGAGGCCGGCUUUUCCCUGAGCAGCUGCUGCGGCGGCCUGCUGGAGAUCUUCAGGUCCAAGAAGUUCCAGUCGGAGAAGCUGGAGCACCUCUACCAGCGGUAUUUCUUCCGUCUCAACCAAAGCAGCCUGACCAUGCUGAUGGCUUUGUUGGUCCUAGUGUGCCUGGUCAUGCUGCUCUUCCACACCGUUCACGGCCACUACCAAGUGCCCUAUGUGGUGGUGCUCUCCCUGGCCAUCCUGGUGAUGGUGGCCCUGGGAGCCGUCUGCAACCGGAACGAGUUCCACCAGGACCACAUGUGGCUCAUGUGCUACUCUGUCAUUUUGGUGGUGCUGGCCGUGCAAGUCGUGGGCUGCUUGCUGAUGCAGCCCAGGAGCGCCUCGGAGGGCAUCUGGUGGACCAUCUUUUUCAUCUACAGUAUCUACACCUUGCUGCCCGUCAGGAUGAGGGCUGCAGUCAUCAGUGGGGUGGUCUUGUCUGCCAUCCACCUGGCCAUUUCUCUUAAGGUUAAUGCAGAGGACAAGUUCUUACUGAAACAGCUGGUAUCCAACAUCCUCAUCUUCACCUGCACAAACAUCGUAGGAGUAUGUACACACUAUCCAGCUGAAGUGUCCCAAAGACAGGCGUUUCAGGAGACCAGGGAGUGCAUCCAAGCUCGGCUACAUUCUCAGAGAGAAAACCAGCAGCAGGAGCGCCUCCUGCUUUCUGUACUUCCUCGUCAUGUUGCUAUGGAGAUGAAAGCCGACAUUAAUGCCAAAAAAGAAGAUAUGAUGUUUCAUAAAAUUUACAUCCAGAAGCAUGACAAUGUCAGCAUUCUCUUUGCCGACAUUGAGGGUUUUACCAGCCUGGCCUCCCAGUGCACAGCUCAGGAGCUGGUGAUGACGCUGAAUGAGCUCUUUGCCAGAUUUGAUAAACUCGCAGCCGAGAAUCACUGUUUACGUAUCAAAAUCCUAGGUGACUGCUAUUACUGCGUGUCUGGGUUACCCGAAGCAAGAGCGGACCAUGCACACUGCUGUGUUGAAAUGGGAAUGGAUAUGAUAGAGGCCAUCUCAUUAGUGCGGGAAGUGACGGGCGUCAACGUGAAUAUGCGUGUUGGGAUCCACAGCGGGAGAGUUCAUUGUGGAGUCUUGGGCCUCAGGAAGUGGCAGUUUGACGUGUGGUCAAAUGAUGUUACGUUAGCCAAUCACAUGGAAGCAGGAGGCAAAGCGGGGCGGAUCCACAUAACAAAAGCUACAUUGAACUAUCUGAAUGGUGACUAUGAAGUGGAGCUUGGUUUUGGAGGGGAACGCAAUGCUUAUCUCAAGGAACAUAGCAUAGAGACCUUCCUCAUUGUACAAUGUAGCCAAAAAAGGAAAGAUGAAAAAGCUACGAUAGCCAAGAUGAACCGUCAACGUACUAAUUCCAUUGGCCACAAUCCUCCGCACUGGGGAGUGGAUCGCUCCUUUUAUAACCAUCUUGGUUCUAACCAAGUCUCCAAGGAGAUGAAAAGAAUGGGUUUUGAAGAUCCAAAAGACAAGAAUAUCCAGGAAAGCAUGAAUCCAGAAGAUGAGGUGGAUGAGUUUUUAGGCCGUGCUAUUGACGCCAGAAGCAUAGACCGGUUACGUUCUGAACAUGUUCGCAAAUUCCUCUUAACAUUCAGGGAGCUUGACUUGGAGAAGAAGUACUCCAAACAGGUGGAUGAUCGAUUUGGUGCAUAUGUGGCUUGUGCCUCCCUAGUCUUCCUCUUCAUCUGCUUUGUUCAAAUCACAAUUGUGCCACACUCCAUAUUUAUGCUGGGGUUUUACGUGACCAGUUUUGUGAUCCUGACCACACUGGUGUUUGUUUCAGUCAUUUACUCCUGUGUAAAGCCGAGCGAGGAAUCGAGAAGCGGCGGCGACAUGACAGUGAUCAGCACAGAGGAGAUGAAGAGAGGCAGUGACAUCCCAAGAAGGUCUUGGGCUUGGAGCAGGAGGCAGCCAAGCCAAGCGAAGCAUAGCUGCAAGAAAUACAGUUGCUUAGCGCCGCAGGAGAGCUGCAUGGUGGGCAUGAGUGUCCAAGCGAAGCAUCGCUGCAAGAAAUACAGUCACUCAGCGCCGCAGGAGAGCUGCAUGGCAGGCAUGAGUGUGGGCUAG